AUGUCGCGUCCCCAGGAUGACCGCAAUCAAGAGGCCACCGUUUACCUGGGCAAUCUUGACGAGAGAUGCACGGAUGCAUUGGUUUGGGAACUAAUGUUACAAGCAGGUCCAGUUGUAAAUGUGCAUUUACCCAAGGAUCGUAUCUCUAUGGCCCAUCAAGGAUACGGAUUCUGCGAAUUUUUGACUGAAGAGGACGCUGAAUACGCUUGUAAGAUAAUGAACCAAAUCAAGCUAUGGGGAAAGCCCAUUAGGGUUAAUAAGGCUUCAUCCGACAAAAAACAGUUAGACGUUGGUGCAAAUCUAUUUAUAGGCAAUCUGGACGAAAACGUCGACGAACGAUUACUAUAUGAUACAUUCAGUGCUUUUGGUAUGCUGGCGACGACAGCCAAGAUUGCGCGAGAUCCUGGUACAGGGACAUCCAAAGGAUAUGGAUUUGUUUCCUACACCGAUUUUGAAGCAUCAGAUGCAGCUGUUGAAUCCAUGAAUGGCCAAUUCUUAAUGAACAAAGCAAUCACCGUUCAAUAUGCCUUUAAAAAAGACGGGAAAGGUGAACGUCAUGGAACCCAGGCUGAACGUCUACUUGCUGCCCAGGCGCGUAAAAAUAACGCUUUACCUGUCAGCGCCCGUCCACCACCCGCAGCAAUGCCGUUUGGUGCUCCACCUAUGGCUGGUUACCAAGGUCCUUACCAAGGUCAAUUUGCCGGCGCACUAGCCCAGCCGCCUCCGCCUCCUGGCUUUACUCCACAACAAACUAUCAUGCCUCCGAUGCAAAUGCAAAUGCCUAUGGCACCGCCGGGUAUGCAGAUGCAGAUGCCUGGCAUGGCUCCUAUGGGUCCGCCUCAAGGUAUGCCUAUGUACGGAGCGUUCGCUCCGCCGCCGCCGCCGCCUGGCUUCGCCGUACAACAAUAUCCUGGGCAGAUACCUGUACCUCCCCCACCACAACCCCAGUUUUAG
Lentinula edodes (shiitake mushroom) is the source of this 954-nucleotide messenger RNA. RefSeq lists its product as uncharacterized. The transcript has 5 exons. Gene Ontology annotation, cellular component: nucleolus; U12-type spliceosomal complex. Gene Ontology annotation, biological process: positive regulation of mRNA splicing, via spliceosome. Lineage: Eukaryota; Fungi; Basidiomycota; Agaricomycetes; Agaricales; Omphalotaceae. Gene Ontology annotation, molecular function: RNA binding. The record is from RefSeq and is a predicted model, not a curated record. Bases 1 to 954 code for a protein of 317 amino acids.